AUGGACAACAACGAUGUGUCUUUAGUUGAAGAUACUCAUCACAAGUCACCGUCAAUUCAACAGACGACCAGAACGUCUCACACAACUUCAAAACUUGUUCACUCUCAUACGGUGAACCUUUCCAUGCAGCCCGGCGGGACUCAUCCCCUUGGUUCCCUUAUUCACCCAACUCCUACUCCUUCACCAACUCCUUUGUCUUCACAACAAUCACAAGCUCAACAACAAAUAAAGUUUGUAUUUGAAAGGUUUUCUUCGGGUGUAAAUACUCCCUCUUCAAUGAACACUCCUAUACCUUCUCCAAGACCGGUAAUUAGGUUAGACGAAGACGCGACUCCUGAUGUAAUGGAUAUCCGUAAAACACAUAAAACUCAACUAACCAUCAAUACAACUCAAAGUACUGAUUUCGCUAAAAAGAACCGUAAUAAACGAAAACACCGCUCAUAUAGAACUUCAUUAGAUUCUCCCGUUUCACUUAACAGAGACGAAGAUUCAAAGUCCGACUCAGAUUACGGUGACCCCAUGAUAACCGAAUACACUACAAGAAGUGAGGCAUUUUCGGUGGGUUAUUUUACUUUCAAGGAGAAAUUAGAUUAUACUGAUUACGAUAUGGAUGAUUCGGUAACACCCGUAGAAGCUUUGAAGAGACUUUUGAUGCAAUUUACAGCCAUGUCUCAUCGUCGACUUGAAUUGAUCCUGCCCGUUCUUUUAGAUAAUGACAUAGACGACCCAGAAAUUCUUUUACUAAUUGAAAACGAACAAUUCCUCCGUGAUUUACGCGGUAAAAAUGGGUCAUCUCUAAGUAUUGGCAACAUUUUGACACUUUGGCAUGGGAUUCAAGAACAUCGGAAUGGAGCUAAUGCUGACCUUAUUUCCUCUCAAUUAGCCGCACCAAAAGCAAAAAGACCAAGAUUGGAUCUUUUAGAAAGAGAUGAUCACAGAAACGUUUCUUCUUCAGGACAUGAUUCUCGUUCUCAUCAUCACCACAAUAAUAAUGUCGGUAACAUUAAACAAAGAGUAAAAGCUCCUAAAUUAAGUAUGUCCACAAUAGAGGAAGUUCAUACUCGAGUGGACUGUGUUCUAUCCGUUGUAGCGGCUGAGAAUGAACGUCGAAAACAUUUUGCGCUUUCUCGUAACAUUAACGCUCGUCCUUCAGUUAGAUUUGAGGAUUUCGUUGCCGAACUGAAAUCAUCACAUAAAAUCCCAGUGGCUUUUGGUACUUUACGAGACAUGCGGUUUGCGUAUAUGCUUAAAAAAUUGGAUAGACAACGUUAUGCUGACACUCUUACAAGAAAUAGAAGCAAUGUCACAGAAUUCUAUAGGAGCUGUCAAGAGGUUUGUGAGGAGAAUUUCAAGGACGAUGAAUUAGAGGCAGCUUUACCUUGGUUGGAACUCAAAGCAAAAAUGUAUUAUAAGUAG
Molecule: messenger RNA, 1416 nt
Organism: Funneliformis geosporum
Lineage: Eukaryota; Fungi; Glomeromycota; Glomeromycetes; Glomerales; Glomeraceae
Source: the annotation of a GenBank genome assembly